AUGGCCUUCGCGGAUUCUUCCAUCCGCACCAGUGGUGCGUCGGUUCAGUCGCGACUUACCUACCAUCUGAACCAAACACCUUGCCGCCGCCACUCUCUCCCACCCAGCCGUCGCCUCUCCUCCCAUCCCUAUAUCCUCUCCCUUACUCCGCCCCGUCGCCUCUCCCUCUCACCCGUCGUCGCCGCUCCCUCCCAUCCCGCCAUCGCCCCUCUCUCGCUCCCAGCCGCGGUCGCCUCUCCCUCCUCCCCGCGGUCGCCUCUCCCUCCUCCCCGCGGUCGCCUCUCCCUCCUCCUCGCCGUCGCCUCUCCCUCCUCCCCGCGGUCGCCUCUCCCUCCUCCCCGCCGUCGCCUCUCCCUCCUCCCCGCCGUCGCCUCUCCCUCCUCCCCGCCGUCGCCUCUCCCUCCUCUCCGCCGUCGCCUCUCCCUCCUCUCCGCCGUCGCCUCUCCCUCCUCCCCGCCGUCGCCUCUCCUUCCCUCCCCGCCGUCGCCUCCGGCGACAGGUGCACGAGCGCAAGCGCGGGUUGGUGCACCAGCGCGGGUUGUUUUCUGA
Closterium sp. Naga37s-1 is the source of this 549-nucleotide messenger RNA. Lineage: Eukaryota; Viridiplantae; Streptophyta; Zygnematophyceae; Desmidiales; Closteriaceae. The record is from the annotation of a GenBank genome assembly.